Equus caballus (horse) is the source of this 9792-nucleotide messenger RNA. It is a transcript of the gene CHD5, whose product is annotated as chromodomain helicase DNA binding protein 5. Gene Ontology annotation, biological process: negative regulation of transcription by RNA polymerase II; chromatin remodeling. NCBI's taxonomy places the organism in Eukaryota, Metazoa, Chordata, Mammalia, Perissodactyla, Equidae. Gene Ontology annotation, molecular function: ATP binding; ATP hydrolysis activity; ATP-dependent chromatin remodeler activity. The record is from RefSeq and is a predicted model, not a curated record. Gene Ontology annotation, cellular component: chromatin; nucleus.
GUGGGGGGGCAGGCGGCCGCCAUCUUCUCGCCGAGGCCGCCUCGCCCGCCGCGCGCGCCCGUCCGGCAGCGCAGGGGUUAAGGCUGGCACCGCGCCCGGCGGGAGGGGGGGCGCCCACCUCCCCUCCCCCCCGCGCCGGGCAUGCGGGGCCCGCUGGGCACCGAGGAGGAGCUGCCGCGGCUGUUCGCGGACGAGAUGGAGAACGAGGACGAGAUGUCAGAAGAAGAAGAUGGUGGCCUCGAAGCCUUCGAUGAUUUUUUCCCUGAGGAGCCCGUGAGCCUUCCCAAGAAGAAGAAAUCCAAGAAGCUCAAGGAGAACAGGUCUAAAGGGAAGCGGAAGAAGAAAGAGGGGAGCAAUGAUGAACUAUCAGAAAAUGAAGAGGAUCUGGAAGAGAAGUCAGAGAGCGAGGGCAGUGACUACUCCCCUAAUAAAAAGAAGAAGAAAAAACUCAAGGACAAGAAGGAGAAAAAAGCCAAGAGAAAAAAGAAGGAUGAUGAUGAGGAUGAUAAUGACGACGGAUGCCUGAAGGAGCCUAAGUCCUCUGGACAGCUCAUGGCUGAGUGGGGCCUGGAUGACGUGGACUACCUGUUUUCAGAGGCUGACUACCACACGCUGACCAACUACAAGGCCUUCAGCCAGUUUCUCAGGCCGCUCAUCGCCAAGAAGAACCCGAAGAUCCCCAUGUCCAAAAUGAUGACCGUCCUGGGUGCCAAGUGGCGGGAGUUCAGCGCCAAUAACCCCUUCAAGGGAAGCUCGGCGGCAGCAGCUGCAGCGGCAGUGGCUGCAGCUGUGGAGACUGUCACCAUCGCCCCUCCGCUGGCCAUCAGCCCCCAGCAGCCACCCCAACCUGUGCCCAUCCGCAAGGCCAAGACCAAGGAGGGCAAGGGGCCAGGAGUGAGGAAGAAGAUCAAAGGCUCCAAGGACGCAAAGAAGAAGGGCAAAGGGAAGAAGGUGUCUGGGCUCAAGUUCCGCUUCGGAGGGGUCGGCCCCAAGAGGAAGAGAGGCUCCUCGAGCGAGGAGGAUGAGCGGGAGGAAUCGGACUUCGACAGCGCCAGCAUCCACAGCUCCUCCGUGCGCUCGGAGUGCUCUGCAGCCCUGGGGAAGAAGAGCAAGAGGAGGCGCAAGAAAAAGAGGAUUGAUGAUGGUGAUGGCUAUGAGACAGACCACCAGGACUACUGUGAGGUGUGCCAGCAGGGCGGCGAGAUCAUCCUGUGCGACACCUGCCCACGGGCCUACCACCUCGUCUGCCUCGACCCAGAGCUGGAGAAGGCUCCCGAGGGCAAGUGGAGCUGUCCCCACUGUGAGAAGGAGGGGAUCCAGUGGGAGCCGAAGGACGAGGAGGAGGAGGAGGAGGAGGGCGGCUGCGAGGAGGAGGAAGACGACCACAUGGAGUUCUGCCGCGUGUGCAAGGAUGGCGGCGAGCUGCUCUGCUGCGACGCCUGCCCCUCCUCCUACCACCUGCACUGCCUCAACCCGCCGCUGCCCGAGAUCCCAAACGGUGAAUGGCUGUGCCCGCGCUGUACUUGUCCCCCACUGAAGGGCAAAGUCCAGCGGAUCCUACACUGGAGGUGGACGGAGCCCCCAGCCCCCUUCAUGGUGGGGCUACCAGGGCCCGAUGUGGAACCUGGCGUCCCACCCCCCAAGCCUCUGGAGGGCAUCCCAGAGAGAGAGUUCUUUGUCAAGUGGGCUGGGCUCUCCUACUGGCACUGCUCCUGGGUGAAGGAGCUACAGCUGGAGCUAUACCACACGGUGAUGUACCGCAACUACCAAAGAAAGAACGACAUGGACGAGCCGCCACCCUUUGACUAUGGCUCUGGCGAUGAGGACGGCAAGAGUGAGAAGAGGAAGAACAAGGACCCCCUCUAUGCCAAGAUGGAGGAGCGCUUCUACCGCUACAGCAUCAAGCCGGAGUGGAUGAUGAUCCACCGCAUCCUGAACCACAGCUUCGACAAAAAGGGGGAUGUGCACUACCUGAUCAAGUGGAAAGACCUGCCCUACGACCAGUGCACCUGGGAGAUCGACGACAUCGACAUCCCCUACUACGACAACCUGAAGCAGGCCUACUGGGGCCACAGGGAGCUGAUGCUGGGAGAGGACGCCAGACUGCCCAAGAGGCUGGUCAAGAAGGGCAAGAAGCUGAAGGACGACAAACAGGAGAAGCCACCGGACACGCCCAUUGUGGAUCCCACGGUCAAGUUUGAUAAGCAGCCGUGGUACAUCGACUCCACGGGCGGCACGCUGCACCCAUACCAGCUGGAGGGCCUCAACUGGCUGCGCUUCUCCUGGGCCCAGGGCACCGACACCAUCCUGGCUGACGAGAUGGGUCUGGGCAAGACGGUGCAGACUAUCGUCUUCCUCUACUCCCUGUACAAGGAGGGGCACUCCAAGGGGCCCUACCUGGUCAGCGCGCCCCUGUCCACCAUCAUCAACUGGGAACGUGAGUUUGAGAUGUGGGCGCCUGACUUCUAUGUGGUCACCUACACGGGGGACAAGGAGAGCCGUUCCGUUAUCCGGGAGAAUGAGUUCUCCUUUGAGGACAACGCCAUUCGGAGCGGGAAGAAGGUGUUCCGCAUGAAGAAAGAAGUGCAGAUCAAAUUCCAUGUCCUGCUCACCUCCUACGAGCUCAUCACCAUCGACCAGGCCAUCCUGGGCUCCAUCGAGUGGGCCUGCCUCGUGGUGGACGAGGCCCACCGGCUCAAGAACAACCAGUCCAAGUUCUUCAGGGUCUUGAACAGCUACAAGAUCGAUUACAAGCUGCUGCUGACGGGGACCCCCCUUCAGAACAACCUGGAGGAGCUGUUCCAUCUCCUCAACUUCCUGACUCCAGAGAGGUUCAACAACCUAGAGGGCUUCCUGGAGGAGUUUGCCGACAUCUCCAAAGAAGACCAGAUCAAGAAGCUGCAUGAUCUGCUGGGGCCGCACAUGCUGAGGCGGCUCAAGGCUGACGUCUUCAAGAACAUGCCGGCCAAGACCGAGCUGAUCGUCCGCGUGGAGCUGAGCCAGAUGCAGAAGAAGUACUACAAGUUCAUCCUCACGCGGAACUUCGAGGCGCUCAACUCCAAGGGGGGCGGGAACCAGGUGUCGCUGCUCAACAUCAUGAUGGACCUAAAGAAGUGCUGCAACCACCCCUACCUCUUCCCCGUGGCUGCCGUGGAGGCCCCUGUCUUGCCCAAUGGCUCCUAUGAUGGUAGCUCCCUGGUCAAGUCUUCAGGGAAGCUCAUGCUGCUGCAGAAGAUGCUCAAGAAACUGCGGGACGAAGGGCAUCGUGUGCUCAUCUUCUCCCAGAUGACCAAGAUGCUUGACCUCCUAGAGGAUUUCCUGGAGUAUGAGGGCUACAAGUAUGAGCGGAUUGACGGCGGCAUCACCGGGGGCCUCCGGCAAGAGGCGAUCGACAGAUUCAAUGCCCCUGGGGCCCAGCAGUUCUGCUUCCUCCUCUCGACCCGGGCCGGUGGCCUGGGCAUCAAUCUGGCCACAGCAGACACCGUCAUCAUCUACGACUCGGACUGGAAUCCACACAAUGACAUCCAGGCCUUCAGCCGCGCCCACCGCAUUGGGCAGAACAAGAAGGUGAUGAUCUACCGCUUUGUGACGCGGGCGUCGGUGGAGGAGCGCAUCACGCAGGUGGCCAAGCGCAAGAUGAUGCUCACCCACCUGGUGGUGCGGCCCGGCCUCGGCUCCAAGUCGGGCUCCAUGACCAAGCAGGAGUUGGACGACAUCCUCAAGUUCGGCACAGAGGAGCUCUUCAAGGACGAUGUGGAGGGCAUGAUGUCUCAGGGUCAGAGGCCUGUCACACCCAUCCCUGAUGUCCAGCCCUCCAAAGGGGGAGCCCUGGCUGCCAGCGCGAAGAAAAAGCAUGGCAGCACCCCACCAGGUGACAACAAGGACGUGGAGGACAGCAGUGUGAUCCACUAUGAUGAUGCAGCCAUCUCCAAGCUGCUGGACCGGAACCAGGAUGCCACAGAUGACACGGAGCUGCAGAACAUGAACGAGUACCUGAGCUCCUUCAAGGUGGCGCAGUACGUGGUGCGCGAGGAGGACGGCGUGGAGGAGGUCGAGCGAGAGAUCAUCAAGCAGGAGGAGAAUGUGGACCCUGACUACUGGGAGAAGCUGCUCCGGCACCACUAUGAGCAGCAGCAGGAGGACCUGGCCCGCAACCUGGGCAAGGGCAAGCGCAUCCGCAAGCAGGUCAACUACAAUGACGCCUCCCAGGAGGACCAGGAGUGGCAGGAUGAGCUCUCGGACAACCAGUCUGAAUAUUCCAUCGGCUCUGAGGAUGAGGAUGAGGACUUUGAGGAAAGGCCGGAAGGACAGAGUGGACGGCGACAAUCCAGGAGGCAGUUGAAGAGCGACAGGGACAAGCCCCUGCCACCUCUCCUCGCCCGUGUCGGCGGCAACAUCGAGGUGCUGGGCUUCAACGCCCGACAGCGGAAGGCCUUUCUCAAUGCCAUCAUGCGCUGGGGCAUGCCCCCCCAGGACGCCUUCAACUCCCACUGGCUGGUUCGCGACCUUCGAGGGAAGAGCGAGAAGGAAUUUAGAGCCUAUGUGUCCCUCUUCAUGCGGCACCUGUGUGAGCCGGGGGCUGACGGCGCAGAGACCUUCGCGGACGGCGUGCCCCGCGAGGGCCUCUCGAGACAGCAUGUGCUCACGCGCAUCGGGGUCAUGUCACUAGUUAGGAAGAAGGUCCAGGAGUUCGAGCAUGUCAACGGGAAGUACAGCACCCCAGACUUGAUCCCUGAGGGGCCCGAGGGCAAGAAGCCCAGCGAGGUCGUCUCCUCGGAUCCCACCACGCCAGUGCCCGCCAGCCCCGCCCACCUGCCACCUGCCUCGCUGGGCCUGCCAGACAAAAUGGAAGCCCAGCUGGGCUACAUGGAUGAGAAGGAGCCAGGGGUACAGAAGCCAAAGAAGCCUCCAGAAAUCCAGGCCCUCCCAACUGCCCUGGACAGAGUGGAGGGCGAGGACAAGCAGGAGAGCUCAGACGGGAAGGAGAGAGCCCAAGAGGAGCCACUGGAGGAGACAGAGAAGGCCCAGCUCUCCCCGGAGCAGCUGCCGAAAGAAGAAGUACUUCCUGAGAAGGAGAAAAUUCUGGACAAGCUGGAACUAAGCUUGAUUCACAGCAGAGGGGAUGGCAGCGAUUUCAGGCCAGAUGACUCCAAAGCGGAAGAGAAGGAGCCCAUUGAAACACAGCAAAAUGGUGACAAAGAGGAAGAUGAGGAGGGGAAGAAGGAGGACAAGAAUGGGAAGUUCAAGUUCAUGUUCAACAUUGCAGAUGGGGGCUUCACAGAGCUGCACACACUGUGGCAGAAUGAGGAACGUGCCGCUGUGUCCUCGGGGAAAAUCUAUGACAUCUGGCACCGGCGCCAUGACUACUGGCUGCUCGCGGGCAUCGUGACGCACGGCUACGCCCGCUGGCAGGACAUCCAGAACGACCCCAGAUACAUGAUCCUCAACGAGCCCUUCAAGUCUGAGAUCCACAAGGGCAACUACCUGGAGAUGAAGAACAAGUUCCUGGCCCGCAGGUUCAAGCUGCUGGAGCAGGCGCUGGUCAUCGAGGAGCAACUCCGGAGGGCUGCGUACCUCAACAUGACCCAGGAUCCCAACCACCCAGCCAUGGCCCUCAACGCCCGCCUGGCCGAGGUGGAGUGCCUUGCUGAGAGCCACCAGCACCUGUCUAAGGAGUCCCUUGCCGGGAACAAGCCUGCCAACGCCGUCCUGCACAAGGUCCUGAACCAGCUGGAGGAGCUGCUGAGCGACAUGAAGGCUGAUGUGACUCGCCUGCCCUCCAUGCUGUCCCGCAUCCCCCCAGUGGCUGCCCGCCUCCAGAUGUCGGAGCGCAGCAUCCUGAGCCGCCUGACCAACCGAGCUGGUGACCCCACCAUCCAGCAGGGCGCUUUCGGCUCCUCCCAGAUGUACAACAACAACUUUGGGCCCAACUUCCGGGGCCCUGGACCGGGAGGGAUUGUCAACUACAACCAGAUGCCCCUGGGGCCCUAUGUGACCGACAUCUAGCCGUCCCUGCGACUUCCCUCUGCUGCAGCGCUCAUUUCCAGCUGAGGUGACAGGUGCUUCUCCCUGAGUGGAGACCUGACUGCCCAGCUGCAUGACCCGUGAUCUGCCCCUUGCAGCCACGCCUGCCGGGCCAGCUGCCUGACUCCCACAGGAGAGAAAAGCUGCCACCUUUCUAGGAGCCAUGCCACCUUGGGACAGAAAGGGAAACUGAGUAAUGCUGUCACACGGGGGGCGAGGCCCUGCUCUGCUGGGCCAGAGCCCAGAAGUGCCACCUCAUCGUAACUCGAGUGUUCCACACGGCGUCAUGCCCACGCCACACCGGGAUGUGCCCCUCGGUCACUGUUGCCAGAACGACUUCGUAGAAGAGAUUCCAUUUAUUUGUACAUCUUUUGCACUUUCCUAUUGAAGACUUGAACUCGUUUGUCUUGAUAAAAUUGAGUGACGUGUGGAGGAAUCUGACCUGCAGCACUUACAUCCCUCUGUCGACGGGCUCCGGACCGAAGGGAAGCUCCUGGAAGCCCUGCAGCCCAUGGACUUGGCCCUGCGGGGGAGGACGCAGCGUCUGCCCUGGGAGCCCUCGGUGCCCCCACCCACUCCGUCCUGUCUGCACUGCCCCUGCUCCGGCCCCUUGCCCGCUUGGGGUCCCCCCAGUGCCAGGGGUCAGGACUGGGGAGCGGCUGCCUGUCUUGAGGGUAGAGACCUGGCUAGUGCCUGGGUCAGGGCAGGGCGUUUAUUGCCCCCUCUUCCUGCCAGGGCUGGACACCACCAGGUAUGUGCUAUCUCCAUGGGUGAGGGGGCUCUGUUAGCAGCUGUGUCCCCCUGGCCCAGCAUGUCUCCCAGGCGCUGGACUCUGUCAUCAGCACUGGAGGGCCUGUGGCUCCUGCCCUGCGCCUGGCAGCGGGGGGUAGGGCCUGCGGGUGUGGGCGUAGGGCCUGCCAGAGUCUUUGUCUUGGGCAACUGCGGAGAGGGGCUUGCCCUCUGUCGGGGUGAUGUUGGCAUCCCAGUAGGGAGGUCGCAGGGGCAUGGAGGGUGGCCCAGGAACCCCUGGCCUGCCCUGUGCCCUGGGAGGCCCAUCACACCCACCUCCAGGUACAUAUUCCCUGUGCGGCCUCAUGGCCACAGAUGUGGAGAAACCAGGCCACCCCUUGGGGCCUGGAGUCACCCUGUCCUCCUGUCCCUGGAGAAGCCUAGAUCUGGACACUUGCCACAUGAGUUGUUCUCGCUGUGUUCUCGGAUGGCUUGGGGAAAGCUCCGCUUGAAGGCAGGGGACUGGACUCGAUGGCCUCUCCAGCCCUCCCCACUGGAGCUUCCUGCCUUGUUUCCUGCCAGGAACCCCCGUCAAAAUCCCGGCCCUUCCCGCCUCGGCUGGUGGUCUCUGUGAUGGCUGUCGCUGGGACGGGUCAGGGGAGUGGGCCAGGCCUAGGCCUCUGUGUCUGAUGCUCCCUCUGGUCCUAGCUCAGCCUGGAAGGGAUUUGCAAGUCGUGAGCAGGUGGCUUCCUGGGGAGGUGCUCUGGGUACAGAAUCUUGUCUGAGCAAGAGACAGGCUGGGCCAGGGUUGGGGCUAGGGGCACCAGGAGGGGCUCAGCACAGCUCCCUGGCUGGGGCUGGGGCCAGGAUUUGGGGGCAUGUCUUGGGGACAUUUGGCGAUUAACCAGCCCUCAUAGACCAGAUGUCCUCAUCUGUAAAUGGCUCUCUGAACCCUGGAGGGCUGGACCCCAAGGCCCCUUUCAUCUUGGUGUCCCCACGCUCUCGUCUUGAUCGGAAUCUCCAAGUCCUACCCCACCUCAGCAUUGCGGGCGGGCGGAGUGGGGAGCAUCCUGGAAGUGGCACGCAGGUUUCCAGGACACACGUGCAGCAGUGGCUGACCCCCCCCUUCUGGGAAGGGCAGAGUCAUUGCUGUCCACUGUGCUUCGUCCAGUCCCACGUGCACGUGCGUGUUGUGUUCUCCGGUCAGUGCCUCCCUGCAGAGGCUCCUGGCUCAGGCCAUGAGUGAGGUGACUGCCAGGAGCCUCCCCACCACCCCGGGCCCUGUCAUGCUCCCCUCCCAGACAGGCUGUCAGCCCUCGGGCUGGCCCCCUUGGGAACAGUGGUGGCCUUUCCUGGCCACAGUGCACAGGUCUUGAGUGUCAGGCCAGGAGGCACAUGGUGGCAGGGCGGGAGUCUGCAUCUCCACCGCUCUGCUCUGAGGGCUGGGGGUCCCUGCCAGCCCUCCUCCCUAGGAGGACACCCUCUACCCUUCCACCUCUGCCUCCUUCCCAGGCCUCGCCAGUCUCCCCUUUCUCCUCUUCCAGGCCGGAGCUGGGCACCCACGGGUGACCUGGCCCUUGGCACUGCCUGGCCCAGGAAGGGCUCAGCUCUCCACAAUCAGCACCCUGGAGGCCCGGGAGCGGGGCUGCGGACAGCUGGGGAGUGGGUUUCUGGCUGACUGGUUUUGGAGAGGAAAAAGAAUCUUAAGAAUGUUUUCUUCCUGAUUUAUCAGUUUUCUCCUACCAAAAGUGGUGGUGGAGGGAGUGGGGCAUCCACUGUCUUUGGCAUCUUCAGGCUGGAUUUGGUUUUUGCUGCUGGCAGAAUGAGGGUCACUGUGUGCAAGCGGGAUCCUCAAGUGCCAGCCAGCACUUUUGUUUCCAGCCACCUUAUUAUUUAAACCAGUGCUGAGUAGCUUUCUGUUGAUCCACCUUUGGGCCACGGUCUCACAAAGCAUCGCCUGCUGGGCGCCCGGGUGACGAGGGGAGUUGGUUGGACCGACUGUGUCUGGAGGGCCCCCCUCACACGUGCAUGCCACGGAAACACAUCCUGAGACCCCAUGUGAGGAGACCCACCCUGCAAGCCACCUGCAGAAGCUCCUUUGUUUUCUGCAAAUUGUGAUCAAGGCCCUGCUGAUGCCCACAGCUGGUGCAGGUGCCUCCCUCCUGCCCGUCGGGUGUCCCUUCCCAGGGUCCUCUAGGGGUUCCCCAGCCCAGGUCGGGGGCUGGCUGAGUCUUGCUCCCACGACACCUGUAGCCCUUGUUCCCAAGUGUCCUGUUCCAGGGCUCUUGAGCACCUGAGGGGGUCGCGUAGAGGGUGGGCUCGGGGACCAGAGAACCUCCACAGUGUGGCAGGAGCACAGUGGCGGUCGAAGGGGCUGGGUUGGGAGGCGGGGGCUGACGUCUUGGCCUGGACACGGCCUAGGGUGCCCCCCCACCCCGGCUCCUGCGGUUGUCCUGUGCCCACCACAGUCUCCGUCGAGGAAGCUGGCUCCCGCCCCAUUUUAUAUUUCCAGAAGUUUACAGGUUGUGGUGCAUCAGCCCAAAGUCAUUGGCGUUGUGUUUUUGGAUUUUUUUUAGUUUUCAGAUUUUUUUUAAACAAAGUAUUUUUUUAGGUACGAUAACCCAGAAAGGGCCCGUUGGGUGUGUGUGUGUGUCCUGAACCCCCAACACUGAGAUGGGCGCCUGAGCCCCCACUGGCCCCUCUGUGCUCACGCCUGGAGAUGAGGGGUUGCUCUGCUCCCUGCGCCAGAGAGCGGAGUGUGGGGAGCCAGCAGCCCAGGCCGGAAUCUGGCCCAGCUGAGAGGGGACCCUUCCCCCAGGUACAGCCCCAGGCCAGCCGAGGGGCGGGUUGGCACUUUGGGCCAGUUGGAGGGUCCCGGCCCAGGGCUGGAGCUGAGCCCCCCUGAGUGGUGACUGUCUGUCUUCGGGAGGAUGUGGAGGCCCGACAUAGACUUAGCCCGCACAGCCCCUUCACUUUGUACUGUGUGUAUGUCUUGGUUUUCUGUGUUUUAAUAAAUCCUUUGGGAAAGGAUUGAAUCAG